ACAGUGUUUCUUUUCACUGUUGUUUGUAGCGCCGACUCAAGAACUGUAACAAUGAGCGGAAGAGGUAAGGGAGGGAAAGGACUUGGAAAAGGUGGCGCCAAGCGUCAUCGUAAGGUUCUCCGUGAUAACAUCCAGGGUAUUACCAAACCAGCGAUUCGCCGCCUGGCUCGUCGUGGUGGCGUGAAGCGUAUUUCUGGUCUCAUUUACGAAGAAACUCGUGGUGUGCUGAAGGUGUUCCUCGAGAACGUGAUCCGUGAUGCCGUCACAUACACCGAGCACGCCAAGAGAAAGACCGUGACCGCCAUGGACGUCGUUUACGCACUAAAACGCCAGGGUCGUACUCUGUACGGAUUUGGUGGUUAAACGCUUUCAUUUCGUGUCUCACUCUAACUCAAACGGCUCUUUUAAGAGCCACCCAUAUCAUCUUUUAAAAGUGCAUAUCGAAGUCACAUACCCAGUCUACAUGAGUUUGAAUGAAGGA
Clupea harengus (Atlantic herring) is the source of this 481-nucleotide messenger RNA. RefSeq names its product histone H4. Gene Ontology annotation, cellular component: nucleosome. The record is from RefSeq and is a predicted model, not a curated record. NCBI's taxonomy places the organism in Eukaryota, Metazoa, Chordata, Actinopteri, Clupeiformes, Clupeidae. Gene Ontology annotation, molecular function: protein heterodimerization activity; structural constituent of chromatin; DNA binding.